This is a messenger RNA of Prosopis cineraria, 15503 nucleotides long. RefSeq names its product auxin transport protein BIG. Gene Ontology annotation, cellular component: cytosol; plasmodesma. Gene Ontology annotation, biological process: auxin polar transport. NCBI's taxonomy places the organism in Eukaryota, Viridiplantae, Streptophyta, Magnoliopsida, Fabales, Fabaceae. Gene Ontology annotation, molecular function: zinc ion binding. The record is from RefSeq and is a predicted model, not a curated record.
CUCAUAAGUCUAUUCUCUCUCCUCCCUUUCAUUUUCUCGCCUUCUUUUUCUUCUUCUUGUUCUUCCAGUGCUAUCACUCUCUGUGCCUCUCGUCUUCUUGAUUUGCAUUGCCAUGGAUGAGAACCUCAAGAAACUCGCAGAAGCUCUCUUUGUUGAUAGUAAGCCUUUGUCAUCCGAUGAUCUUGUACAGAAGCUACGCUCCGACGAUGCGAUCAGGUUAGGACUUAACUCUUUCUACACGAUUCUCAAACGCGGCGUCGAGGUGCUCGGAGAUGGAAUGUUGGGCCUCCAAUUGUGGAACGAUUCGCAGAUUCAGGCAAUUUCUUCAUUCGCCUGCGUGAUUGCUUCAGCUUCUCGAUCUUUGUCAGUGGAGCAAGCGGAAGCAAUACUUGUUGCAAUUGUGCAACAGUCGAUAGAAUUUGCCGUGUGUUACAUGGAAACUUUUGGAUUUAAUGACGAUGAUCUUGGAAUUCAGAACAACCUGAUUCAUCUUUUAGAGAUGGCAUUGGUAGAUGAAAUGGACAAGGCAGGGGACAUAUUACUACCUACGUCUACUACCCCAUUUGUAGAUAUGUUACCAGUGGUUGAUACUUCUUCUUGUGAUUUUGCGGACGAUCACAUCAAAUGCCAUCUUGAAGGCUUGAGAUUCUCAAAGGAAGGAAAAACGUUGGAUUGGCUUCUAAAGACAUUAGCUUCUGAAUGUGUUCUGCCUGAUAGACAAGGAUCUGGGUUCAGUGGACCUACUUAUUGUCAAGAUUGUGGUAAAUUGGUCUUUAUAUUCCAGCAAUGGGCAGUUGCCCAUGGGACAUACAUUCCUCGUUUAAUUUUGUUGUGCAACAAACUUAUAAAAGUCAAAGAAGUGUUUGAUGAGAGGGUAGAGGGUGUUAGUUUCCGAAAGAGACUUUCAUUCGUUUUGAGGAUUUUCAAGUUACUUGGAAGUCUUAGUAAGGAUGUUCCGUUUGUUGAAUAUGAUGCCUCAUUGGUGAAGGCAGUUGCUUCAUUUGCUGAUGCUUUGUCUAGCUUAUUUAGAGUUGAAUUUGAGUUUGUGCCUGCACAUGCUAUUACUGAAGGGAGUUUUGAGAGCAUCAUCCUAAUGGUUGCGGAAGAAUUCGUUCACAUUGUUCAAGUUUGUUUUGGCAAUAGUAAUGUUCCCCGGAAUGUUGAAGCUUGUAUUGUAGCAUCUAUAAUGGAAAGUUUAGGUUCUUCUGUAUGGAGAUAUGACAAGUCUGCUUCAAAUUUGAAGAUUCCAUUAGCUUACUUCCCCCGCUUUGUGAUUUAUGCACUGAAACUCGUUGAUGAUCUGAAGAGACAAAGGCAUCAGGUUUUUCUUGAUUUUGAUGCAGAACUUGCUGGUAGUUCCAAUGCUAUACAGAAUGAUUUACCCUCAUGCAUUGUUCAUAAUGAGACUGUUUCUUUGCUAAAGAAAUACACUGUUGAAGAGCUUCUGAGAAUAAUAUUUCCUACAUCUAGCCAGUGGGUGGACAAUUUGAUUCAACUUGUUCUGUUCCUUCAUUCUGAAGGAGUCAAAUUGUGGCAAAAAAUGGAAAGGUCAUCUUCUAACUCUGCAAAAUUUAGUUGCUCAUCUGAUGUUGAAAACGCUAUAUGUCAUGAGGAUGAGGCUAUUUUUGGUAACCUUUUCUGUGAGACUGGGCGUUCUGUUGGAUCUGCUGAUGGAUGUGAACAGCCAGCUGCUGCUGCGGUUUCUAGCUCCAGCUAUCAUAAUAUGCCAAUUCAAGCUGCUAUGGAGCUUCUGUACUUUCUUAAGACAUCUGUCUUCUCUCCUGAAUGGCAUCAUUCUCUUUAUGAGGAUGGAUGCAGCAAAAUCAGCACAACACACAUUGACAUUUUGCUUUCCCUACUCAAUUGUCAUGAUAGUUCUGAAGAUAAUAUGUCUCAUAGUUUUACUCCUUUGCAUGGAGACAAGAAGGUUGGACAAAUUCAUGAAUUGUGCUUUGAUCUUUUCCACAGCCUUCUUACACACCGUGCUUUGGCUGAUUUUCUUGAAGUCUACCUUGUUGAGAAGAUCCUUACUGUAGAGAAUGGUGCCUUUAGUUACAAUGACAGGACCCUGACUUUGCUGGCUCAUACAUUGUUUUCUCGGGCAGGAUCUGUUGAUGGUCUGUUGAGAACCAAAAUUUAUCAGGCAUAUGUUUCCUUCAUUGUUGACAAGGCAAAUUCUAUAUGUGUACAAUGUCCAAGUGUCAAGGAUCUUAUUGGCACCCUCCCCUCAUUGUUUCACAACGAGAUAGUUCUUAUGGCAUUCCACUUGUCAGGAGAGGAAAAAGCAGUGUUGGCAAACCUAAUUUUCUCAAACCUUAAAGAGGUUUCUAAAGCAGCAUUGGAUUUGAACAGCACACAGUUAACUUGCUGGGCUUUAGUGGUUUCAAGGUUGAUCUUAAUUCUUCGUCAUAUGAUAAUUCACCAUCGUACGUGUCCAACACCAUUGCUUUUAGAUGUGCGGUCUAAGUUAAGGGAAGCCCCAUUGUCUGGGUCAUCUAUACCAUAUAGUGUGAAUGAUCACUUGUCAUCUUGGUCAUCUAGUGCAUUAAAAAGUAUUAUGGGUGGAUGUCAUGGAGAGGAAGCUGUUCUUAGUAGCUUGACUGAUCAACUGAUUGAUGUUACAGGGUCUUCUUCACUUGCUAGGGAUGACAUGGCAAUUGACAGCUUAAGCCUGAAUUGGAAUGACAUAUAUCUGGUCUUUUCACAAGUUUUGGGAUUUUGGAGAGGUAAAAAGGCAUUGGCAUUGGAAGAUCUAGUUGUUGAAAGAUAUCUUUUCAGUCUUUGUUGGGAUGUUCCUUUUAGUGGCUCUGAAGCAGACCAGACGAUCAUUCCUCAGAGUGGGGAUUUCUCUCUGGACUUAUCUAACAUGUUACAUUUUUUCCACUUCAGUCAUUCUCUUCUAGGCCACCAUGAGGUUAUUGAGAAGUGCACUACUUUUCCAGAUGUUAUGCUAAGCUUGCUUCAGCAUUUAGAUGCUGUGUCCGUAACAGAAGACACUGAUGAAUUAGGUUGGGAUUUUCUCAGAAAUGGGAUGUGGCUUUCUCUGGUGCUCUCAUUCAUUAAUAUUGGCAUAUGGAGAUAUUGUGCAGACAAUGCACUUUCUAAAGAGGGUCUUAUGUGGAGAGAAUGCCCUUUUGGGGACCAAAAUAAUGUUAAACUUGCUGGAAGCAUGAUUUCUUCCAUGAUUGAAGCUGGGCACUUUGCAUCACUUGUGGGCCUGUUUUCAUCCUUGCUGAACAAAUAUGUGCAGAUUCAUCAGAAAGCUUUCCUUGCUACCCUUAGUUACAAACAGAAGUUGGCUCCUGGGUUCCCACCAAUCUUGCUUCUCAAGCAUACUGGAAUUGAUAAGUGCUUGCAGGAUGAGCUUCUGCAGAGGAGUGGUUCUAACCUAAGUGAGCUGUAUUCUGUUCUUAGUGUACUAUCAAGGCUGGAUGCUACUGUUCAGAAAAAAGCUUUAGGAACGCUAUCUAGGGUCUCAUCAGAGUGCUUGUUGCAUGGUUUUCCAUUUCAUCUUUCUACUUAUAGUGCAACUAUGUUUUCUUCUAUUCUUAGCAUAAGAGGAAUAAUUUUUAUUCUUGAUGGGUUGCUUAGAAUACAAGAUGUUGGGGGAAAUGUUAACUUGGAGAUUGAGGUCCUUCAACAAAUUCUUGAUGUGGUAAUGAAUAUCAAGUUUGAUAAAAUGUUUGAAAGUGUUCAUGAGAAAUGUGACUCUAUAUAUCACAACCUAGGUGCAGAAAUGGAAAGUUCAACUCAUGCAAAUUUAAUUCUAAUGAAGCAAAUGGAAGGGUUUCUGAGGGACAUCAAUGCUGGAGGAGUUUCUGAUGGCAUAGUUGAUGAAUGGAUGAUAAGCAAGAUAAUUGACAUUUUGAGCAGCCUCAGAAAAGACCCAUCAAAAUCUGCCAUAUUCCAGUUUUAUCUUGGUGUUGAAAAUGCAGCAGGGCAGAUCAACAGGCUUUUACAGUUGCAUCCUGGUGGUUGUUUGGUUCUGAUUGACUCUCUAAAUAGCUGUUACUCUGAAUCGGUUAAUGUGAAGGUUCUUGAUUUCUUUGUCGAUCUUUUAUCUAGUGAAUUGUUUCCUGAUCUCAGGAGGAUGAUGCAAACAAAAUUUCUGGAUAAAGAUCCACAUAACUUGUCCAAGUGGUUGGAGACAAGGCUUUUGGGCACCUUAAUGGAUUCUGGUGGUGGGGCUAGCAGUGCUAAGGGUUGCUCCACUUUGCUUAGGGAAUCGACAAUGAAUUUCAUUCUUUGUCUUGUGUCAUUGUCCUCUGAGCAAACAAAAGAACUGCAGCACCACAUCUUUGAUUCUGCAUCGUUGUCUCUUGAUACUGCUUUUUUGCAAUUUGAUAUACAUGCAGCCAAGUCAUAUUUCAAUUUCAUCGUUCAAAUUUCAAAAGGAGAAUCCUUGAUAAAAUUGUUGCUGACAAGGACAGUAAUGCUGAUGGAGAAGUUGGUGGGCAAUGAACAGUUGCUUCCAGGUCUAAAGUUUCUAUUUGGUUUCAUUGAAAAUGUUUUGAGUGAUUGUGGCUCUGGUAAAAUCUCCCCACAAAGGACAACUAGCAAAUGUUCUUCAGGCACUUCUCUUGGGGUAGGCCAUGUUGCUGGACCAGUGGAAUCCAGGAAGAACUCUGAGACAUUUGUUCUUUCUGCCAAUCAGGAAGGUGGAUCAGCCUCUCUUGAAUGUGAUGCAACUUCUGUUGAUGAUGAUGAGGAUGAUGCGACUUCUGAUGGUGAGGUUGGUAGCAUAGAUAAAGAUGAAGAUGAAGAUGCUAACAGUGAAAGGGUGCUUGCUUCUAAAGUCUGCACAUUUACAUCCAGUGGCAGCAAUUUUAUGGAGCAACAUUGGUACUUUUGCUAUACAUGUGAUCUGACAGUAUCCAAAGGCUGUUGUUCUGUUUGUGCUAAGGUUUGUCAUCGGGGUCAUCGUGUUGUUUAUUCCCGCUCAAGUAGGUUCUUUUGUGACUGUGGUGCUGGGGGUGUUAGAGGUAGUAACUGUCAAUGUUUGAAACCUCGGAAAUUCACUGGAAGUAGCAGUGCACCUGUUCGAAAUUCUAAUACUUUUCAGUCAUUUUUACCCUUUUCUGGGGAUGGGGAUCAGUUGCCAGAUAGUGAUUCAGAUUUUGAGGAGGACAUUUGUUCAGAUGUAGAUAACCCUUUCAAAUUGUCUAUACCAAAAGAGCUUCAAGAAGGGAUUCCACUAUUAUUGGAGGAACUUGAUAUUGAGGGCCGAGUACUCAAUCUUUGCACUUCAUUGAUGCCAUCAAUAAUGAGUAGAAGAGACUCUGACCAUUUGAAGGAUAAGAAAAUAGUACUGGGUGAAGAUAAGGUGCUAUCUUAUGGCGUGGAUCUCUUGCAACUGAAGAAAGCAUAUAAAAGUGGAUCUUUAGAUCUGAAGAUAAAAGUUGAUUAUUCAAAUGCCAAGGAGCUUAAAUCACAUUUAGCAAGUGGGUCUCUUGUCAAGUCAUUGCUUAGUGUUAGCCAACGAGGUCGACUUGCUGUUGGUGAAGGUGACAAGGUUGCUAUAUUUGAUGUUGGCCAGUUAAUUGGACAAGCUACCAUUGCACCUGUCACGGCUGACAAGACCAAUGUAAAACCACUUUCUAAAAAUGUUGUUCGCUUUGAAAUUGUACAACUUGCUUUCAACCCUGUGGUGGAGAAUUAUCUUGUGGUAGCUGGUUAUGAAGAUUGCCAGGUCCUUACAUUAAAUCCUCGUGGUGAAGUGAUUGACCGACUUGCAGUUGAAUUAGCUUUGCAAGGUGCAUAUAUUAGACGUGUGGAUUGGGUCCCAGGCUCACAGGUUCAGUUAAUGGUUGUGACUAACAGAUUUGUUAAAAUAUAUGACCUGUCCCUGGACAAUAUCAGUCCAAUGCACUACUUCACUUUGCCAGAUGAUAUGAUUGGGGAUGCUACUCUUUAUCUGGCUUCCCAGGGAAGGAUGUUUCUUAUUGUUCUGUCAGAAAAUGGUUCCAUAUUCAGGUUAGAAUUAUCUGUCAAAGGAAAUGUUGGGGCCACGCCAUUGAAUGAAAAUUUACAGCUUCAGGGUAAAGAAAUUCAUGCAAAGGGUUCAUCAUUGUACUUCUCCUCAACUUAUAAGCUACUUUUUAUAUCAUUUCAAGAUGGUACCACAGUGAUUGGACGAUUAAGUUCUGAUGCUUCCUCUCUAGUUGAUAUCUCUUCUGUAUAUGAGGAACAAGAUGGUAACCUGCGGCCAGCUGCAGUACAUCAUUGGAAAGAACUGGUGGCUGGAAGUGGCUUAUUUGUCUGCAUAUCAAGUGGGAAAUCAAAUUCUGCACUUGCUGUGUCAAUGGGGGAAUGUGAAAUACUUGCACAGAACUUGCGGCAUCCUGGGGGUUCAACCUCACCUAUAGUUGGGAUGACUGCUUACAAACCACUAUCAAAGGAUAAAAUACACUGUCUUGUCUUGCAUGAUGAUGGUAGCCUUCAAAUAUAUUCACAUGUUCCUCUGGGAAUUGAUGCUGGUAUGACUGCAGCGUCGGAGAAAGUUAAGAAAUUAGGAUCUAAUAUACUCAGUAAAGCCUAUGCUGGUACAAAUCCUGAAUUUCCUCUUGAUUUUUUUGAGAAAACUGUUUGCAUUACGUCAGAUGUGAAACUGGGUGGCGAUGCCAUCAGAAAUGGUGAUUCUGAAGGAGCAAAACAGAAUUUAUCAAAUGACGAUGGUUUUCUUGAAAGUCCAAGCCCGGCAGGUUUUAAGAUAUCUGUCUUCAAUUCACAUCCUGAUAUUGUCAUGGUUGGCUUUCGAGUUCAUGUGGGAAAUACAUCGGCAAGCCACAUACCUUCAAGUAUUUCUAUUUUCCAGAGAAGUAUUAAAUUAGAUGAAGGAAUGCGGUCCUGGUAUGAUAUCCCAUUUACUGUUGCUGAAUCACUCCUUGCUGAUGAAGAAUUUUCUAUCUCUGUGGGGCCAACCUUCAAUGGCUCAACACUUCCCAGAAUAGAUUCCCUUGAAGUUUAUGGACGAACUAAAGAUGAAUUUGGUUGGAAAGAGAAAAUGGAUGCUGUUUUGGAUAUGGAAGCGAGGUCACUUGGUCUGAAUUCCUCUGUGGCUGCAUCUGGGAAAAAGUGCCGAUCAAUGCAGUCUGCACCUAUUCAGGAGCAGGUAAUAGCUGAUGGACUUAAGCUUAUUACUAAGUUCUAUUCACUAUGUAGGCAGCAAGGGUGCUCAAGGCUUGAGGAAGCGAAAGCUGAGCUCAGCAAACUCAAGUGCAAGCAUUUACUUGAAAUAAUAUUUGAGAGGGACCGUGAACCAGUACUGCAGGCUUCUGCUUGUUGUGUCUUACAGGCUGUUUUUCCUAAGAAAGAGAUAUACCAUCAGGUUAAGGAUACCAUGCGGCUUCUUGGGGUGGUGAAAUCAGCCUCAUUACUAUCAUCAAGGCUUGGGACAGGUGGUAGUACAGGAAGCUGGAUCAUUGAAGAGUUCACUGCCCAGAUGCGGGCAGUUUGUAAAAUUGCAUUACAGCGGCGUUCUAAUUUAGCAAUUUUUCUGGAGACAAAUGGUUCUGAGGUGGUGGAUGCCCUUAUGCAAGUUCUGUGGGGAAUUUUGGACCUUGAGCAGCCUGACACACAAACUAUGAACAACAUUGUCAUGUCUGCUGUUGAACUAAUUUAUUGCUAUGCUGAAUGCUUGGCUUUACAUGGAAAGGAUGUACCACUGCGCACUGUGACACCUGCUGUUGCAUUACUCAAGAAACUUUUAUUUUCCUCCAAUGAGGCUGUUCAGACUGCCAGCAGUUUGGCCAUAUCUUCAAGAUUACUCCAGGUCCCUUUUCCAAAGCAGACCAUGUUAGCUACAGAUGAUGCUGUUGAGACUGUUGUGUCUGUUCCUAGGGCUCCUGAUGCUAGUGGUGGAAAUAAUCAAGUCAUGAUUGAAGAAGACUCUAUAACUUCUUCUGUUCAAUACUGUUGUGAUGGUUGCUCUACUGUACCUAUACUAAGGCGAAGAUGGCAUUGUACUGUUUGUCCUGAUUUUGACUUGUGUGAGGCAUGCUAUGAAGUACUUGAUGCAGAUCGGCUCCCUCCACCACACUCUAGAGAUCAUCCUAUGACAGCAAUUCCAAUUGAAGUAGAUUCAGUGGGAGAUGGCAAUGAAUUUCACUUCACACCUGAUGACGUUAGUGACCCUAACUUGUUGCCUAUUCCAGCUGAUGGCAACACACAGAAUUCUUCUCCAUCAAUUCAUGUCUUGGAGCCCAAUGAUUCUGGAGAAUUUGCUGCUUCAUUGACUGAUCCUGUCUCAAUUUCUGCUUCAAAACGGGCUGUAAACUCCUUACUUCUUUCUGAUCUUCUUGAACAAUUGAAAGGAUGGAUGAAUACGACCUCAGGAAUGCGGGCAAUUCCUGUUAUGCAGCUUUUCUACAGAUUAUCAUCUGCAGUGGGUGGACCUUUUAUAGACUGCUCAAAGCCUGAUGGCCUAGAUUUAGAGAAGCUUAUCAAAUGGUUUUUGGAUGAGAUUAAUCUCAACAGAUCAUUUGUGGCCAAAACCCGUUCAUUAUUUGGGGAAGUUGCUAUCCUUGUCUUCAUGUUCUUCACCUUGAUGCUUAGAAAUUGGCAUCAGCCUGGUAGUGAUAAUUCUGUGCCAAGGCCGAGUGGAACUGUUGACACACAUGAUAAGAAUGUCAUUCAGCUUCCGUUAUCCACUACUGGGGCUGCCAAGCCUUCAGUAGAUGACCAUGAUAAGACUGACUUUGCAUCACAGCUGCUUCGAGCUUGUGAUUCUCUUAGGCAGCAAGCUUUUGUGAAUUAUUUGAUGGAUAUAUUGCAGCAGCUAGUGCAUGUUUUCAAAUCUCCUGUUAAUAGUGAAAGUGCACUUAAUUUUAAUGCUGGGCCUGGGUGUGGGGCUCUUCUAACAGUACGUAGAGACUUACCUGCAGGCAAUUUUUUGCCUUUUUUUUCUGAUUCAUAUGCCAAAGCACAUCGAACAGAUAUAUUUAUGGAUUACCACAGGCUGUUGCUCGAGAAUACUUUCCGACUGGUUUAUACUCUUGUUCGGCCAGAAAAGCAUGACAAAAUUGGGGAAAAAGAAAAAGUCUACAAGAUGUCACAUGGGAAGGAUUUGAAGCUAGAGGGAUAUCAAGAUGUUCUCUGCAGUUACAUUAAUAAUCCUCAUACAAAUUUUGUGAGAAGAUAUGCCAGAAGGCUUUUCCUACAUCUCUGUGGAAGCAAGUCUCAUUAUUACAGUGUCCGGGACUCUUGGCAGUUCUCUAGUGAAGUGAAGAGACUUUAUAAGCAUGUAAACAAGUCUGGUGGUUUUCAAAACUCAAUUCCAUAUGAGAGAAGUGUAAAGAUUGUGAAGUGCCUUUCCACUAUGGCUGAAGUAGCGGCUGCUCGUCCGCGGAACUGGCAAAAAUAUUGUUUAAGGCAUGGAGAUAUUUUGCCCUUCCUGGUGGAUGGAGUGUUUUAUCUUGGAGAGGAAUCUGUUAUUCAGACGCUUAAACUUCUGAAUUUGGCCUUCUAUACUGGAAAAGAUACUAGCCUUGUGUCCCAGAAAACAGAAGCUGGAGACACAAGCUCAAAUAAAUCAGGUUCCCUAUCUCAAGAAGUAAAGAAGAAAAAGAAAGGGGAUGAGGGGGCUGAGUCUGGUUUGGAGAAGUCCUAUUUAGAUAUGGAGGCAGCAGUAGAUGUCUUCACUGACAAAGGUGGUGAUAUCUCAAAGCAGUUUAUAGAGUGCUUUCUUUUGGAGUGGAAUUCCAGUACUGUUCGUGCAGAGGCUAAAUUAACUCUUUAUGGUGUUUGGCAUCAUGCUAAGCAGUCAUUUAAGGAAAUUUUGCUAGUGGCUCUCUUGCAGAAAGUUAAGUUCCUACCAAUGUAUGGCCAGAAUAUUGUGGAGUACACAGAACUUCUAACUUGGUUGCUUGGAAAAUCCCCUGAUAUGAGUUCAAAGCACCAGAUUUCUGAACUUGUGGACAGAUGCUUGACCCCUGAUGUGAUUAGGUGCAUUUUUGAGACACUCCAUUCGCAGAAUGAGCUGUUAGCAAAUCAUCCAAAUUCCCGUAUAUAUAAUACAUUAAGUGGCUUAGUGGAAUUUGAUGGAUAUUAUCUUGAGAGUGAACCUUGUGUUGCCUGCAGCUCCCCUGAAGUACCUUACAGCAAGAUGAAGCUAGAAUCUCUAAAGUCUGAAACGAAAUUCACUGACAAUCGUAUUAUAGUGAAAUGCACUGGGAGUUACACAAUCCAGACUGUGACAAUGAAUGUUCAUGAUGCCAGAAAGUCAAAGUCAGUUAAGGUUUUGAACCUAUACUACAAUAAUCGACCAGUUGCUGACUUGUCAGAGUUAAAAAAUAACUGGUCUUUGUGGAAGCGUGCAAAAAGUUGCCAUCUUUCUUUUAAUCAGACUGAACUUAAAGUUGAAUUCCCCAUUCCUAUCACUGCUUGUAACUUCAUGAUUGAACUGGAUUCAUUCUAUGAAAAUCUUCAGGCAUUGUCACUUGAACCAUUGCAGUGCCCUCGAUGUAGUCGUCCUGUCACUGAUAAGCAUGGAAUAUGUAGCAAUUGCCAUGAAAAUGCUUAUCAAUGCAGGCAAUGCCGCAACAUCAAUUAUGAGAAUUUGGAUUCUUUUCUGUGUAAUGAGUGUGGGUACAGCAAAUAUGGGCGGUUUGAGUUUAACUUCAUGGCGAAGCCGAGUUUUACAUUUGAUAAUAUGGAAAAUGAUGAAGAUAUGAAGAGGGGAUUGGCAGCCAUAGAAUCUGAGUCAGAGAAUGCUCAUAGGCGAUAUCAACAACUCUUGGGCUUCAAGAAGCCCUUGCUUAAAAUUGUUUCAAGCAUUGGUGAGAACGACAUGGACUCACAACAGAAGGACUCUGUGCAACAAAUGAUGGUAUCUAUACCUGGACCUUCUUGUAAAAUCAAUCGGAAAAUUGCUCUUCUUGGAGUCCUGUAUGGUGAGAAGUGCAAAGCAGCUUUUGAUUCUGUGAGCAAAAGUGUGCAGACGCUCCAAGGGCUGCGGAAGGUGCUGAUGAAUUACUUGCACCAGAAGCAUUCUGACAAUGGCAUGGCUUCAAGAUUUGUAGUUUCAAGAUCCCCAAAUAAUUGUUAUGGCUGUGCGACUACUUUUGUAACACAAUGUCUGGAAAUGUUACAAGUGUUGGCAAGGCAUCCAAAUUCCAAGAAGCUAGUUGUUUCAGCUGGCAUUUUGUCUGAGUUAUUUGAGAAUAAUAUUCAUCAAGGUCCCAAAGUGGCCCGUGUCCAAGCAAGAGCAGUGCUUUGUUCUCUAUCAGAGGGUGAUGUAAAUGCAAUUACUGAGUUGAACGGUUUGAUACAAAAGAAGGUUAUGUAUUGCCUUGAGCAUCAUCGCUCCAUGGAUAUUGCUGUCACUACACGUGAAGAGAUGCUAUUACUUUCUGAGGUGUGUUCUUUGGCUGAUGAAUUCUGGGAAUCAAGAUUACGUAUUGUGUUUCAGUUGUUGUUCUCUUCCAUCAAGUUAGGUGCUAAACAUCCUGCCAUAUCUGAGCAUGUCAUUCUUCCUUGCCUGAGAAUUGUAUCUCAGGCAUGUACACCUCCAAAACCUGAUAAUCCAGAAAAAGAGCAAGGCCUUGGGAAGUCUCAAGCGACAAAGGAUGAAAGUAAUACAAAUGCAUCUGGGUUUUUGUCUAAUGUCAGUGGGACUAAGUCAUUUCCAGACUCAUCAGAAAGAAAUUGGGAUGCGACACCUAAAACGCAGGAUAUUCAAUUAGUGAGCUAUGCAGAGUGGGAGAGGGGAGCUUCCUAUAUUGAUUUUGUUAGAAGGCAAUACAAAGUUUCUCAGGCUGUCAAAGCUGCUGGUCAAAGGUCGCGACCCCAAAGACAUGAUUACCUAGCCCUUAAAUAUGCUUUGAGAUGGAAGCGUUGUGUUUGUAAGACAGCCAAAAGUGACUUAUCUGCAUUUGAGUUGGGAUCAUGGGUUAAAGAACUUGUUUUGAGUGCUUGUUCUCAAUCUAUUAGGUCAGAGAUGUGCAUGCUGAUAAACUUACUUUGUGCUCAAAGUUCAUCCAGGCGAUUUAGGUUGCUGAACUUGCUUGUCUCUUUGUUACCUGCAACACUGGCUGCUGGUGAAAGUGCUGCAGAAUAUUUUGAACUGCUGUUCAAGAUGAUAGAUUCAGAAGAUGCUCGUUUAUUUUUGACUGUUCGGGGAUGCCUGCGGACAAUCUGCACUCUAAUUACUCAAGAAGUUAAUAAUGUGGAGUCUUUGGAAAGAAGUCUUCACAUAGAUAUAUCUCAGGGAUUUAUCCUUCACAAGCUCAUAGAACUUCUUGGUAAAUUUUUAGAAGUUCCCAAUGUCAGAUCCAGAUUCAUGCGAGACAAUUUACUUUCUGAAAUACUUGAAGCACUUAUAGUAAUUCGGGGCUUGAUAGUGCAAAAGACAAAGUUGAUCAGCGAUUGCAAUAGGCUCCUGAAGGAUCUUUUAGAUAGUCUAUUGCUGGAAAGCAGUGAAAACAAGCGGCAGUUCAUUCGGGCCUGCAUAAAUGGCUUGCAAAUACAUGGAGAGGAGAGGAAGGGACGUGCUUGUUUGUUUAUCUUAGAACAACUCUGCAAUCUGAUCUGCCCCUCGAAACCAGAGCCUGUGUAUUUGUUGGUUUUGAACAAGGCUCAUACACAGGAAGAGUUUAUUAGGGGAUCAAUGACUAAGAAUCCAUAUUCAAGUGCUGAAAUUGGUCCAUUGAUGCGUGAUGUUAAGAAUAAGAUUUGCCAUCAGUUGGAUCUGUUAGGUCUCCUGGAGGAUGACUAUGGAAUGGAGCUGCUAGUCGCUGGCAAUAUCAUCUCUCUUGAUUUGAGCAUUGGACAAGUUUAUGAGCAAGUGUGGAAGAAGUCAAAUCAAUCAUCAAACAGUGUGGCAAAUUCUACCUUAUUGGCAACAAAUGCUAUUACCACAUCGAGAGACUGCCCACCUAUGAAUGUGACUUAUCGACUUCAGGGAUUGGAUGGCGAAGCUACUGAACCUAUGAUUAAAGAAUUGGAGGAAGAUAGAGAGGAAUCUCAGGAUCCAGAGGUCGAGUUUGCCAUAGCAGGUGCUGUUCGUGAGUGUGGUGGAUUGGAGAUACUAUUGGGCAUGAUUCAGCGCCUACGGGAUGAUUUGAAGUCCAACAAGGAGCAGUUGGUUGCAGUUCUUAAUCUGCUAAUGUACUGUUGCAAGAUAAGAGAAAACAGGCGGGCCUUGUUGAAGCUGGCAGCCUUAGGUUUACUGCUUGAGACAGCUAGGAGGGCUUUCUCUGUUGAUGCCAUGGAGCCAGCUGAAGGCAUACUUUUGAUUGUUGAAAGCCUGACAUUAGAAGCAAAUGAAAGUGACAAUAUUAGUACCACUCAAAGUGCUCUUACUGUCACUAGUGAAGAAGCAGGAACAGGUGAACAGGCCAAGAAAAUAGUUCUCAUGUUCUUGGAGAGAUUGUCCCAUCCGUUGGGCCUCAAAAAAUCCAACAAACAGCAGAGAAAUACGGAGAUGGUUGCUCGAAUAUUGCCCUAUUUAACAUAUGGCGAGCCUGCUGCAAUGGAAGCUCUCAUCCAACAUUUUAGCCCUUACUUGCAAGAUUGGGGUGCAUUUGAUCAUUUGCAGAAACAACUGGACGAUGUGAAAGAUGAGAGCAUUGUUCAGCAAGCUUUAAAGCAGAGGUUUACACUGGAAAACUUUGUUAGGGUUUCGGAGUCCCUGAAGACAAGUUCUUGUGGAGAGAGAUUGAAGGACAUAAUCCUAGAAAGGGGUAUAACCGGAACUGCGAUAAGACAUCUGAAGAAUAGUUUUGGCAAUGCAAGGCAGGCUGGCUUUAGGACUAGUGCUGAAUGGGCAUCAGGCUUAAAAUUGCCAUCUGUGCCUCUCAUACUGUCUAUGCUGAGAGGUUUGUCAAUGGGGCAUCUCCCAACUCAAAGGUGUAUUGAUGAAGAAGGUGUCUUGCCUUUGCUGCAUGCCCUGGAAGGAGUCCCUGGAGAGAAUGAGAUUGGAGCAAGGGCUGAAAACUUGUUGGACACACUAUCUAACAAGGAAGGAAAAGGAGAUGGAUUCUUGGGAGAGAAAGUAAGCAAGUUACGGCAUGCAACAAAGGACGAAAUGAGGCGCCGAGCUCUUCGGAAGAGAGAGGAGUUGCUUCAGGGGCUUGGAAUGCGCCAGGAACUUUCAUCUGAUGGAGGUGAGCGGAUUGUUGUUGCCCGGCCUGUCCUUGAAGGUUUGGAAGACGUGCAGGAGGAGGAAGAUGGAUUGGCUUGCAUGGUUUGCCGGGAGGGAUACAGUUUACGACCCACCGACUUACUGGGCGUUUACUCUUACAGCAAGCGUGUGAAUCUAGGAGUAGGUGCAUCAGGAAAUCCCCGUGGAGAAUGUGUUUACACCACUGUUAGUUACUUCAAUAUCAUUCAUUUCCAGUGCCAUCAGGAGGCCAAAAGAGCGGACUCUGCCUUGAGGAACCCCAAGAAAGAGUGGGAGGGGGCCACGCUUAGAAAUAAUGAAUCUCUUUGCAAUUCUUUGUUCCCCAUUAGAGGUCCAUCUGUUCCGCUGCCACAGUACAUUCGCUACAUUGACCAGUACUGGGACCACCUCAAUGGGCUCGGACGUGCUGAUGGAAGCAGGCUCCGCUUGUUAACCUAUGACAUUGUUCUGAUGCUUGCUCGGUUUGCAACAGGAGCAUCGUUCAGUGCAGACAGCCGAGGUGGUGGCCGGGAAAGCAACUCUCGGUUCCUUCCUUUCAUGAUUCAAAUGGCACGUCAUCUCCUUGAUCAGGGAAGUCCUGCCCAGCGUCGAACCAUGGCUCGGGCUGUAUUGGCAUACAUAACUAGUUCCACGUCAGAUCCCAGACCCCCUACUCCAUCCGGACCACAACCUACCAUAGGGACAGAAGAAACCGUCCAAUUCAUGAUGGUGAACUCACUCCUCUCGGAGUCUUACGAGUCAUGGUUGCACCACCGCCGUGCAUUCUUACAGCGCGGCAUUUACCAUGCAUACAUGCAGCACACUCAUGGUCGCUCCCCAGCACGCUCCUCAUCCGGAUCAGCAGAAUCAUCAGGGAGUAGUAGCACUGCCGUGGAAACAGGGCAGAGUGAGGAUCUGUUAUCUAUCAUUCGACCCAUGCUGGUUUAUACAGGCUUGAUUGAGCAGCUUCAGCAAUUCUUCAAGGUGAAGAAACCGGCUGGUUCUGGUUCAACAACUGUAUCAACAAUGGUGGCGGAGGCGGCGGCAGAAGGGGAAGAUGAGAGCGGGGACUUGGAAAGCUGGGAAGUGGUGAUGAAGGAGCGGCUGUUAAAUGUGAAAGAGCUGCUGGGAUUCUCCAAGGAGAUGCUGUCAUGGCUGGAUGAGAUGAAUUCUGCCAGUGAUAUGCAGGAGGCCUUUGACAUUGUUGGCGUUCUUGCCGAUGUCUUGUCUGGUGGCUUCACCCACUGUGAUGAUUUUGUUCAGGCUGCCAUUAAUGCUGGAAAAUCCUGAAUGCAAUGAUUCACAUCUCUUUAACGGAGCAUUUUAAAACGCAUGUCUUCCUACUUAUGUUCUUGUGGACGCACGAUGCUUGUGGAAAUAAGAGUGGCAGUUUUGGUUGAGAGAA